This is a messenger RNA of Xenopus tropicalis (tropical clawed frog), 7724 nucleotides long. It is a transcript of the gene srf, whose product is annotated as serum response factor. Gene Ontology annotation, biological process: wound healing; cell migration involved in sprouting angiogenesis; positive regulation of miRNA transcription. Lineage: Eukaryota; Metazoa; Chordata; Amphibia; Anura; Pipidae. Gene Ontology annotation, cellular component: nucleus. The record is from RefSeq and is a predicted model, not a curated record. Gene Ontology annotation, molecular function: cis-regulatory region sequence-specific DNA binding; DNA-binding transcription factor activity, RNA polymerase II-specific; DNA binding. The transcript is spliced from 7 exons. Bases 1350 to 2693 code for a protein of 447 amino acids.
GGGAGAAAAUAGUCCCUCAGCGCCACUCCGGCUCAUGUACCCUUCCGCCCAAACCAUAUUUAAUGGGAAUUAGUUCCGGCAAGGGGCGCGCAAGGAUCUCAUUUACACGCUCUGGCGGUGGGAACCGAGUGUGUGAGUGUGAUGCGGCUCGGGAUGUGAUUGGUUGGAGCAGGGAGAGCGGGGAAGCCACAGCCAGACAGGCCGGUCAGGGAGAGGGAGUGCGGCCCGGGCCGGAACCAACAGUCCGACAGCGAGAGAGUCCGGGGGGGCAGGUAUCCGUAUUAGCCCCAGGGAGAGAGUCCGGGGGGGCAGGUAUCCGUAUUAGCCCCAGGGAGAGAGUCCGGGGGGGCAGGUAUCCGUAUUAGCCCCAGGGAGAGAGUCCGGGGGGGCAGGUAUCCGUAUUAGCCCCAGGGAGAGAGACGGGGGGGCAGGUAUCCGUAUUAGCCCCAGGGAGAGAGUCCGGGGGGGCAGGUAUCCGUAUUAGCCCCAGGGAGAGAGUCCGGGGGGGCAGGUAUCCGUAUUAGCCCCAGGGAGAGAGUCCGGGGGGGCAGGUAUCCGUAUUAGCCCCAGGGACAGAGUCCGGGGGGGCAGGUAUCCGUAUUUGCCCCAGGGAGAGAGUCCGGGGGGGCAGGUAUCCGUAUUAGCCCCAGGGAGAGAGUCCGGGGGGGCAGGUAUCCGUAUUAGCCCCAGGGAGAGAGUCCGGGGGGGCAGGUAUCCGUAUUUGCCCCAGGGAGAGAGUCCGGGGGGGCAGGUAUCCGUAUUAGCCCCAGGGAGAGAGUCCGGGGAGGGCAGGUAUCCGUAUUUGCCCCAGGGAGAGAGUCCGGGGGGGCAGGUAUCCGUAUUAGCCCCAGGGAGAGAGUCCGGGGGGGGCAGGUAUCCGUAUUAGCCCCAGGGAGAGAGUCCGGGGGGGGCAGGUAUCCGUAUUAGCCCCAGGGAGAGAGUCCGGGGGGGCAGGUAUCCGUAUUAGCCCCAGGGAGAGAGUCCGGGGGGGCAGGUAUCCGUAUUAGCCCCAGGGAGAGAGUCCGGGGGGGGCAGGUAUCCGUAUUAGCCCCAGGGAGAGAGUCCGGGGGGGCAGGUAUCCGUAUUAGCCCCAGGGAGAGAGUCCGGGGGGGCAGGUAUCCGUAUUAGCCCCAGGGAGCAGUGUUUGCUUUGCCCAGGCAAGGGGCACUGAGGAGCUCAGGUGGGGCAUUUAAGUUUGUACCCCGGGCAGAUUGCUAGUAGGCAUUACCCCAGGAGGGUAGGUUAGUUAUACCUAUUAUAGGCGGGUUUUGCCCCAAGGAAGGGCAGAUUAGUAGGUUUUAUCCCAGGAAGUGGUAUAAGAGUGGGGCACCCCCCCAUGCCCCCUAGGGAUGUUGCCCAGUAGCCAGGCCGGGGUGGUGGGGUCAGGCCGGGGGCUGGGGUUGGCCCGCAGGGCAGGCAAUGGGGCUGGUUGCCCAGGGGUUAGGGGCCCCGGGGUCCAAUACAGCGGCAGCUCUGGGAGCUCAGACUCGGGGGAAGAGGAGGAUCCUCCUGGGCGGGGGUUAAAGCGGGGGCUCAACGAGCUUGAGCUGCCGGAACAAGGGGGUGCAGCCGGCGGUGUGGGGUACCCGGGGGCCAGUGGCACGGUGUCAGGGGCAAAACCUGGCAAGAAAACCCGCGGCCGAGUGAAGAUUAAGAUGGAAUUCAUCGAUAACAAACUGCGGCGCUACACGACCUUCAGCAAGCGCAAAACUGGCAUCAUGAAGAAGGCCUAUGAGCUUUCCACCCUGACUGGCACCCAGGUGCUGCUGUUGGUAGCCAGUGAGACCGGCCACGUGUACACGUUUGCCACGCGCAAGUUGCAGCCCAUGAUCACCAGUGAGACGGGGAAGGCGCUGAUCCAAACCUGCCUGAAUUCGCCGGACUCUCCCCCCCGCUCGGACCCCUCCACUGACCAGCGCAUGAGUGCCACCGGCUUCGAGGAGACUGACCUCACUUACCAGGUGUCUGAGUCUGACAGCAGUGGGGAGACCAAGGACUCACUAAAGCCGGCAUUCACCGUGACCAACCUUCCAGGCACGUCCAACAUCCAAACAGUGCCCACCACCUCCACUUCCAUGCAGGUCAGCAGCGGGCACUCAUUUCCCAUCACAAACUACCUGGCACCAGUUACCAGCGCCAAUGGGACAGUGCUGAAAACAGAGGGCGGCGCUAUGAGCUCAGGGGGAUUAAUGCAGAUUCCCACCGGCUUCACUCUCAUGUCAGGGGGAGCUGUAGCUCAGCAGGUACCUGUCCAGGCUAUUCAGGUCCAUUCUGCAGCACAGGCAUCGCCAUCCAGUGACAGCAGCUCAGAGCUGGUGCAGACCUCCUCUAGCGGAACAGUGACACUGCCUGCAGCCAUCAUGACCUCCUCGGUGCCCACAACAGUGAGUGGUCACAUGAUGUACCCCAGUCCCCACGCAGUCAUGUAUGCCCCUACUCAAGGACUAACCGACGGGGGCCUCGCUGUGCUCAAUGCCUUCUCCUCCGCACCCCCCAUGCAAGUCUCGCACACCCAGGAACAAGGGGGCGUCCAGCAAGUUUUCCUCACCGCUCCCCCCGGCACUGUCCAGAUUCCUGUGUCUGCAGUACAGCUCCACCAGAUGACGGUUAUUGGGCAGCAGUCCAGCAGCAGUAACCUGACCGAGCUGCAAGUGGUUAAUCUGGACACGUCGAACAGCAGCAAGAACGACUGACCCGCUGCCGGGGGAAUUUGCCCCACACUUUAUUGACUCAACACCUAUUUAUUGUUGCCUUUUUCACACAUUUCUUUAAUCCUCUGGGGCUGGUGCCACGGCGCGAGGACUGGAGGUGUCCGGGUGGGAAUAACGCUGCUCUGUCCCCCCAUAAUCCCCAAGCCAAAGAGCUCCAAACUUCUGUGUCUUUCUCCACUUUCCAGCUGCAGAGAGGCCGAGGCCCUGUCGGAGUGCGCUCUUCGGGAUCCGUAGGGGCAGCGCUAGAACCAGGAGAGGAGGAUUUGCACUGUGCCUGUGUGAUUAGACUUGGGGUUCUACCUGUGUAUGUUGGCUUGGCCCGCUGUUGGCAUUAUACACUGGGUACUGUGCGUUGGGCGCUACCCGGGGGAACACCGACUCAGAUAUGGGCCCCUAAAUAUGCUCGUAGAGCCCCCAACAAGCCAUUGCUAGGAAGAUAGAAGAAGGGACCCUAAAAUCCCCUAAGAGAAGACUUUAUUUUUCUAAUAGCUGAUUCUCAGUAUUUAUGUAUUGGGGUUGUGAUGCCCCCGUGUUUGUACGGCGAGGAGAUUUUACUGUCUGUAUAGUCAUUACGCCCCUCUGAUAUGCGGGGGGAUUUAUACACUCAUGCACAAUAUUGUAUUGCUUUGGGGGGGGCGCAAGGGGGAGUCGUAACUUCUGCUUAUUUCGGUGCCCUUCCAAUCACGAGUACUGUAACUAGAGGAUUAAUGGCUGGGCGAUUCCAUCAUGGAGGACAGGAGCCAUCUUGUAUCAGUACUGCAGCCCUGUGUGUGAGUUGUGUGUCUGUGGGGAGACAAGGGCACGUGACGGGGGGGGGGGGGGGGGGGGUGAGUUGGCAGUGGGCGGGCGCAAGGUGUUGGCGCAGAACGUGUCGGGCAUGAGUGCAUGGAUGACAGCCCGGGGUUAGUGCUUUUGGUUGAAGAGAAAUAUAUCUAUUUUCCUGUUUGGUUUGUCUCUGCUGUGUUUGGUUUGCUGGUGUGUGAGUUCCGUUACUCAACAAUUAACCCUCUGCUCUGGGUUCUGAGAGUUAACCCUUCAGUUCAGCAGCUGUGUCCCUCCUGCAGUUUCUCUGCUCAGGAUGCAAGGCGAAUCCCUUGGCCAUUAUCGAGGGGAGCGUAUAGGUGGGGGUAAGUAAUUCUGCCUGUUUAAUGGGUCCUGUAAGUUUAUUGGCUUUGCCGGGAUUCGAUUAGAUUCUGCUGAGCUGGAUACAUUAUGUUGUGGCCAUAGGAAAAUGAGAUGAAUAAAGCAGUGUGGUGGCCCCCUCCCGGCCCCAGCCAAUUCACAGUCUAGCGGCGCCUUCUCCCGGGCCCGGCCAAUUCAGUCUAGCGGCGCCCCCUCCGGCAAUUCACAGUCUAGCAGGGCCCCCUCCCGGCCCCGGCCAAUUCACAGUCUAGUGGGGCCCCUCCCGGCCAAUUCAGAGUCUAUCGGCACCCCCUCCCGGCCCCGGCCAAUUCACAAUCUAUCGGCGCCCCCUCCUGGCCCCAGCCAAUUCGGAGUCUAGCGGUGCCCCCUCCCGGCCAAUUCGGAGUCUAGCGGUGCCCCCUCCCGGCCAAUUCGGAGUCUAGCGGUGCCCCCUCCCGGCCAAUUCAGAGUCUAUCAGUGCCCCCUCCCGGCCAAUUCACAGUCUAGCGGCGCCCCCUCCCGGCCAAUUCAGAGUCUAUCAGUGCCCCCUCCCGGCCAAUUCACAGUCUAGCAGGGCCCCCUCCCGGCCAAUUCACAGUCUAGCGGGCCCCUCCCGGCCAAUUCAGAGUCUAUCGGCACCCCCUCCCGACCCCGGCCAAUUCAGAGUCUAGUGGCGCCCCCUCCCAGCCAAUUUAGAGUCUAGUGGCGCCCCCUCCCAGCCAAUUCAGAGUCUAGUGGCGCCCCCUCCCAGCCAAUUCAGAGUCUAGUGGCACCCCCUCCCAGCCAAUUCAGAGUCUAUCGGUGCCCCCUCCCAGCCAAUUCAGAGUCUAGUGGCGCCCCCUCCCAGCCAAUUCAGAGUCUAUCGGUGCCCCCUCCCAGCCAAUUCAGAGUCUAGUGGCACCCCCUCCCGACCCCGGCCAAUUCAGAGUCUAGUGGCGCCCCCUCCCAGCCAAUUCAGAGUCUAGUGGCGCCCCCUCCCAGCCAAUUCAGAGUCUAGUGGCACCCCCUCCCAGCCAAUUCAGAGUCUAGUGGCGCCCCCUCCCAGCCAAUUCAGAGUCUAGUGGCGCCCCCUCCCAGCCAAUUCAGAGUCUAGUGGCACCCCCUCCCAGCCAAUUUAGAGUCUAUCGGUGCCCCCUCCCAGCCAAUUCAGAGUCUAGUGGCGCCCCCUCCCAGCCAAUUCAGAGUCUAGUGGCACCCCCUCCCGGCCAAUUCAGAGUCUAGUGCUUCCCCUUGGCAGGUCACAUGCUGCAGAAAUGCAUUUUUCUGUCAGUAUCUGUAUUUAACAUGAAGGUCCAUGGUUGGCCUGGAAUAAAGGAUUAAGUGUCUGUGAGUGCUGAUCUCCCACUAUAGAAAUGGGGUCUACCCCCCCUUAUUUUUUCUGGGGUGAUAGGUUAUUAAAGGCAGGGGGAAUGGACCCCCAUUAAAAUAAAAUCUUUUACUUCUCACUUGUCUGUCCCUCCAUUGUGAGCGCUGAGGGUAGCUCUGUGCAAUAACACUAAACUCUCGUUCCUGCUCAGUACAUUGGUCCAUCCUGGGGGAAGGGGCCCACUGAUCUGUCCUAUAAAGAGACCCCCCCCCCCCCCCCAUUCCAUUCUACUCUUGCCGAAAAAGGAAAAAUUAGAACUCAUUUGCUGGCCUGAGUGCUACAAUCCUGCUGUGUCCACUAGGUGGCGCUGGGACUUUGUUAGAGUUAAAGCUGAUUGGACUGGGGCACAGUGUCUGUAUAUAAAUCUGUUCCUCAAGGGAGAACUCUGGGAACGGAUCCUGGGGUCUGGCUACUGUAAUACCCAACAGGACAGUGAGAGAUCAGACAGUGGUAUCAGAUAUGGUUUAGGCCCAAAUUCCAGUAGAGAGAGAAUGAAUUAGACCCACGGGACUGGUGGUUACACACAUGGGGGUUCGUACAUAAGGAUAUUGGGUCAGAGUGAAUGUGUAGGAAAGGCUAAAAAGCCAACAGAUUCCCUCAGUGGGCUCAUGGGUAAGGGGAGCAGUGUGGGGGGCAGGUACUGCCUGUGGGUGUCGCUCUUCUCAUAGACGGGAUAUUUCUGUGUUCCAUGAGGGAAGCACCAAGUACAUUUCUAAAAAAUUUGCCCAUUCAGAGCAAAAUAUAGUCACAUGACUUAAAGGAGUGCAGAAUAGGUUUUGUUAAACACUACGGAAUCCUGCAAAAAGUGUUCUGCCCCCUGCAUGGGUCUCUAACGCGCGUGUACGAUGCAUAGGUCAUUGCCUGCCCCAGCAUGGGUCACUAAUGCACACGUACAAUGCGUAGGACAUUGCCUUCCCAUUGUGGGUCUCUAACGCGCACAUGAGGCGAAGGACAUUGCCUGCCCAUUGUGGGUCUCUAACGCGCACAUGAGGCGAAGGACAUUGCCUUCCCAUUGUGGGUCACUAACGCGCACGUGAGGCGUAGGACAUUGCCUGCCCCAGCAUGGGUCACUAAUGCACACGUACAAUGCGUAGGACAUUGCCUGCCCAUUGUGGGUCACUAACGCGCACGUGAGGCGUAGGAUAUUGCCUGCCCAUUGUGGGUCACUAACGCGCACGUGAGGCGUAGGAUAUUGCCUGCCCAUUGUGGGUCACUAACGCGCACAUGAGGCGUAGGAUAUUGCCUGCCCAUUGUGGGUCUCUAACGCGCGUGUAUGAUGCGUAGGACAUUGCCUGCCCAUUGUGGGUCACUAACGCGCACGUGAGGCGUAGGAUAUUGCCUGCCCAUUGUGGGUCUCUAACGCGCGUGUACGAUGCGUAGGAUAUUGCCUGCCCAUUGUGGGUCACUAACGCGCACGUGAGGCGUAGGAUAUUGCCUGCCCAUUGUGGGUCUCUAACGCGCGUGUAUGAUGCGUAGGACAUUGCCUGCCCAUUGUGGGUCACUAACGCGCACGUGAGGCGUAGGACAUUGCCUGCCCAUUGUGGGUCACUAGGGCAGCUAUACGGAGUGUAUAAGCGCAUCUUUGCCUCCUAUCUACUGUAAUGUGCUUGAGAAUCUGCCCUUAGACCCAACCCUUUAGGGGCUGCAUCAAUAGCUCUGCUGCAGAGCAUUCCUGGGUAUUAAUUGGAGGGCUCUGCUGGAGGUUAGUGCGAUGGUUCUGUCGCUCCUAGUAACAUUUCUCAGCUGUUUUCCAAUAGGAAACAGUAGGACAGCACCCCCAUCUGGUUGGUCCUGCAAACACAGCGGAGGUUUAAUAGAGCGGCCAUAGAACAGCACUGGAAUUGGUGUUGCAGACAGACCCUGAAGAUGCCAAUAAAGCUGCAGUAAGAGUGCUGCAAUCUAACUGGUUCUGCAAAGAGAGGCUCCCACUAGGGCUGCUGUUAAACAGGGCUGAAAGCUGAUAGAUGACGGCAGUGAUAGGCCUGCAAUUUGAUUGGUUCUGCUGAUAGAGGUGUGUUGGUUGGAAGGGAAUAACGGUUAAGAUUCCAGGAAUGGCGCACGUUUGAUUGUUACUGAUCUGUUGGUAGUCGGACGGCCAUUAGUCAGUGCCUCCGUGCCAAACUGGACUCCCUGUUGCCGUUCAUAUUUCCCAAUAACCCUCUAGGCCACAUUGGAAUCUCCAGUAUCCCAGAAGGGUCAGGGGUCGCUACUGGCAGACACUGCGGAGACCCCAAUCUUUUUGCUGCUGUUGAUUUUUAUACCGAGCUCCUCAGGGAGAAGUGACAUUUAUUGUUUGCUGACGUCGCUUCUUUCUCCGCUUUUCAGUUAAUCCGGAGUUUAUUUUCUUUGUGCUUGUGUGUGUUUUUGGGAAAAAAAAAAAAGAUUUUUUUUUUUUUAAAUUUUUCCAGGGUUUUGUUCCCCGGGAGAAGUUGUGCAAGUAACACAGUACUGUGUUGUACAUAACCUUCUUUUGUAUAAAACAAACAAACAAAAAAACUUUCAAUAAAUGUAUCAUUUUGUGCACA